AUGGAAAUUCAUCGAGCGGACUAUUCGGACAAAUUCGCCCGUACGAAAAUGCUGCCGCUGGCAGCAGCCGCCUACAGUCACUGGCCACAAGAGUGCCUUGAGAAUCGCUUUGCUAACGCAACGUUGAUACGUCAGUUGAAUGUGACAUGUGGUCCCUUUGCAAACAACGAUGUGUGUUCCGGAUUCACGGCCGUGGUCCACGGCAACAAGGCGAUUGUUAUCAGUUUCAGAGGAACAGACACCUACCUCCAACUUGUUGCAGAAGCCGACCUGAGUGUGUUCCACGAAAAGAUGAAGUGGAGCUCUGGCGGAUACGUGUCGAAAUACUUCUACGACGGCUUCAUGGACCUGUGGAACGCCGGUAUGAGAGACGAUUUUAUAGCUCUCAGAGCAAAGUAUCCUAGGUACAAUGUUUGGGUGACGGGGCACUCUCUUGGAGCUGCACUGGCCUCACUGGCCGCCUCCUUCAUCAUUGCUAACGAUCGAGUUCCAUCCGGUCGCGUAAAAUUGGUCACAUUUGGACAACCUCGAGUUGGUGACCAUCGCUACGCAUGGGUUCAUGACGAACAGAUGGCAUACAGCUUCCGCGUAACGCACUGGAGAGACGUGGUGCCGCAUAUUCCGCCCGAAAACUUCUUGGACUACUAUCAUCACGCCUCAGAGGCUCCCAAUGAGAGCGAUGAGUGCAGUGACGGUCUGCUUGACACAACCUCGAUCCAGGAUCACCGCCACUAUUUCAACGUGGACGUGAGCGCCUAUGGCAUUAACGGCUGUAACACAACGAUGGAUCCCACGAAUGCCCAG
Ostertagia ostertagi is the source of this 804-nucleotide messenger RNA. The record is from the annotation of a GenBank genome assembly. Lineage: Eukaryota; Metazoa; Nematoda; Chromadorea; Rhabditida; Trichostrongylidae.